AUGUUGUGCGUAGCUGAAGGCAUCCACGUGGACUUCCUGAAGGAAGCUCAUAACAAGCUGUACACACACAACAUGCUAGUGGCUUCCGACAACGAUCUCAAAAUGAAGAACUUACUUGAUGGCAAGUGUGCUGCUGCCCUUGAUGAGGUUUCCGAGUACCGUCUGGCAAAGAAAGACGAGAAGCUAAACCUUGGUUGCACGCUGAGAUCAGUCGGCGAAAUCCCUCUGGCGACUUUCAAAGGUGGCUGGAUGGUCAAGAGUAACGAUUUUGGCCAAAAGUGCACUGCUGUUCUGAGGGAUUCCCUCGCCGAUCUUUUCCUCGAGCUGGAAAAGGACGGUCAGAUCGCGGACCUCGAGGAAAAAAUCUACAGAGAGUCGAUGAUGGAAGGAUGCGACGAGAAUGGUAAUCCAGACUCGAAGUUUUCUGAGACGGACAGUUUCCCGAUCGAGAGCAUGCUUGGGCCUAUCUUCGUCCACUUGUUUGGCGUCAUCCUCGCGUUUACGUUAUCUUUCUGCCACAAAGGCCACAAAGCAAAGAAUGUAUCGCACCGUGUGGCGAAUCAGAUCCCCAAUGACGCGUGCAGUGAUAUUCGCCCGCUGAACGGCGCUGACGCCAGUGACAUUAGCUUGCUGACAGCCGAGAUCGGUGCUUUAAACGCGAAGCUGAACCACCUGUUCGAGAAGCUCAGCUAA
This is a messenger RNA of Prorocentrum cordatum, 693 nucleotides long. The record is from the annotation of a GenBank genome assembly. NCBI's taxonomy places the organism in Eukaryota, Dinophyceae, Prorocentrales, Prorocentraceae.